AUGGCAUCACAUGACCACGAUUCGGACGAUGAUGCAUCCUCUGCUCACGGUUACAAAGCGCCACAAAAAGUUGACCUCAACGCCAUUGUCUCUAAGGAUGAAGAUGAUGAAUCAUUGACGCGAUACAAACAACUUCUGUUAGGGAACUCAACAAUGAAUACACAAGCGUCCAAUCAAUUAAUUGAUGCAAAUGAUGCUCGUGUUGUUUUACCAAUACGUAUCACACUCAUCUUCGACAAUCAUAAACCGGACGUCACGUUCGAUUUGAAAGGUUCGCCUGAACACCUACAUAACCUCCAUGCGAAACGAUCGGUAACAAUAAAAGAAGGAGAAACAUAUCGUUCACAAUUGGAAUUCUAUGUCCAACGUGAUAUUGUAACCGGUUUGAAACUAAUAAACAAAGUUCUCAAAGCACGUACGAUUCCUGUGGAUAAAUCGAAAUACAUGAUCGGUUCGCGCGCACCAAGUAGCGAAGUGCAAACUUACGUGAGUGAUGUUGAACAAGCACCCAGCGGCGUUCUAUCUCGUGGAUCAUUUUUGGUGAAAUCAAAAUUAACUGACGACGAUAAAAAUGUCUUCGCCGAAUGGGAAUGGAACCUUGUCAUCGCCAAAGAUUGGCAAUAA
Messenger RNA from Adineta ricciae, 624 nucleotides. The record is from the annotation of a GenBank genome assembly. Lineage: Eukaryota; Metazoa; Rotifera; Eurotatoria; Adinetida; Adinetidae.